AUGGGCAAGAACAAAUCGAAUGAUCGUGGCCGGCGCCACACGAGUGCACCCACACUUAAAACAAAAGAGCCUUUGGAUUUGAUCGAUCUCACCCAGACCGCCCCCCGACCUGAACGUCCAAAGCCUGUGGUCUCGAAACCAACCGUCCUCACACCCGCUUUUGGUCCAAAACCAUGUACCGUUGCCGUUCCCCAAGAUCCAAAACCGAAUCCGGCGUACAUUUUCCAACGACUCGCCUUGACCCGAACCCGUGCAAACAUGCGGCCCUCAUUUGCCCACACCGUCCAGGCGAAUAAAGAGGAUAAUGUCAAAGAGGGAGAUGUUGAUCGAGACGAUACACCCACGCCCAGUCACAAGGAGCUGAAGGAGAAGAAAAAGAGGACAUACGAAGAAAACGGUGGCGAGAAGAGGUCCAAAGGAAAAGAGAGCGUGAAGAAGUCUGAGAAGCUCCAGACUAAGGUAGGCGAGGAAAGGGAGGGCAAGGAGAAGCCCAAAGAGAGAGAAAAGUCCAGGGAUAAGGCAGACAAAGGCCGUGAGAGCAAGGAGAGUCAAAAGGAAAAGAAGCGGGAGGCUGCAAACAACGAGUCUCAGACUGAGAAGAAAUCUCGAAAGCGAAAACGAGAAGGGGAUGAGGAAGAACAGGACAACGAGUACAGCGUCGAAGUCGAAGCCAAUGCCAUUCUAAAGCUACGCGAAAGCCUUCCGACAGUGCGACUCUCCCGAGUGAGAAACAAGUUGAUCAAAGAGACGGGCAAGGCCCCCACCGAGGUGGCAGUCUUGCUCACAGCCGCGAAGGACACCAUCAUUGAUCUCGCGAGGCAGCAGGUUGUACAAACUGAGCGCUCGUACCAAACCAUUCAGUCCGAACUAUUGAGGAUGAUCAAGGAGCAAAAUGGGAGACUUGAGAGAUUAAAAGGUCGUGCCAGGGUUUCGGUGGAGGUGAACGAUAAUACUUCGGUCGAAUCUAGUGAUGAUGACUGCGACGAAGACGAUGAUGAGGAUGAGGACUUGAAUAUUGGGAGAUCUGCUAAAGGAAGACCUCGUGCCUUACCUUCCUGGUGA
Messenger RNA from Rhinocladiella mackenziei CBS 650.93, 1062 nucleotides. RefSeq lists its product as uncharacterized. Bases 1 to 1062 code for a protein of 353 amino acids. The record is from RefSeq and is a predicted model, not a curated record. Lineage: Eukaryota; Fungi; Ascomycota; Eurotiomycetes; Chaetothyriales; Herpotrichiellaceae. The transcript has 2 exons.